UGGCCCCUUAUGUUCCCGUGAAGCCCUAAUUGCCCCUUCUCUUUGGAGUCUUCGCCAUCGCCCCGUGAACCCCCGUAAUCCUCUGCGGCGCCUCAAGCUGCUGCGGAUUUUCCAGCCAUGGUGGAACGCAAGGGAGAGCGCGUCAGGUUGUACGUCCGGGGGACCAUCCUCGGGUAUAAGAGAUCGAAGUCUAACCAGUACCCUAGCACCUCACUCCUUCAGAUUGAAGGUGUGAAUACUUCUGACGAGGUUAACUGGUACCUCGGAAAGAGGUUGGCCUACGUCUACAAGGCCAAGACUAAGAAGAAUGGAUCUCAGUUCCGUGUCAUCUGGGGCAAGGUUGCUCGCGCUCACGGAAGCAGUGGAGUUGUCCGCGCCAGAUUCCGGAGCAAUCUUCCUCCCUCAUCGUUGGGUGCCAGAGUGAGAGUGUUCAUGUACCCCAGCCGCAUCUAGAAUGGAGCUCUUGGAUAAGAAGGAUUCAAUGGAUUUCAGCAAUACGUCUUAGUAGAAUCAAGUUGUCAGACACUCUAAAACAUUCAACGACGGUUAUGAAUACGAGGAUGUUGUUAUUGUUUUCUUCUUUGAAGGAAGUUCAAUACAUUCACAUUUGCAGCA
Molecule: messenger RNA, 615 nt
Organism: Physcomitrium patens
Lineage: Eukaryota; Viridiplantae; Streptophyta; Bryopsida; Funariales; Funariaceae
Product: large ribosomal subunit protein eL33z
Biological process (GO): translation
Cellular component (GO): ribosome
Molecular function (GO): structural constituent of ribosome
Source: RefSeq, a predicted model, not a curated record